Messenger RNA from Folsomia candida, 1014 nucleotides. RefSeq lists its product as uncharacterized. Bases 180 to 923 code for a protein of 247 amino acids. The record is from RefSeq and is a predicted model, not a curated record. Lineage: Eukaryota; Metazoa; Arthropoda; Collembola; Entomobryomorpha; Isotomidae. The transcript has 4 exons.
UCCCUCACCGUCCCGCACGAAAGGGAUUUGAGUUUCGCCGCGUGAUAGUGCAUCACUGGGGAAGGUCCAUACAUUACGUCAUCAUUUUAUUGGGUGGAUGGUUUAAGUCAACCUAUCGUUUCCAUGUUAAAAUUCCCUAUCCCUUACUGUUUACGUUGGGUCAUAAACUCGAGCGCUCGAUGACGGGAUACAUGGAUGGCCAACUGGGUGGGCACACCUUAACGACAGUGACUUUUCGUAGUGACAUUCUUUGCAUAACUGUUGCCUCUUGUUACAAUAUUAUUAUGAAUCUACACCAACGACAUUUACUUACGGAUCAUCCGUGGGUUAUCAAAAAAAAUGAGACCUGCGUUCUGACCGCGGAUGAUAAGUCUUGUCGAAAUCAUACCUGCUACACCGGCCUGCUUUUCGAUCUGUUGGAUAAGAUUGAUGCCGAAUUAAAGAAUUUGGAUGAUUGCACACUCACAGUCGUCGAGGCGGUUGGAACUUACCUUAAUACGACUGAAUCGGAAGGUACUUGGAUCGGAGGCGGUGGAUUGAUGGAAAUUAUGGAAAAACACGAAGCCGACUUGGCGUUGGCCCUUUUCCCGCAUGGGGAGCGUUUUAUCCAUACCAAGCUUCCGAACGUUGACUCUUACACUCCAAUCGGAAGGAAGGAGGAGAACUGUUAUACGUUCAGAUAUCCUAAACGACUGAACUGGACAUUUGAACUAAUGUUACUCAAGCUACAUAUGGAAGGCAUUAUUGCCUCGCUGAGGAAGAAAUGGCUCCAUGAUUUGGUUUCAGACUGGCAAACAGAAAAGCAACUCACUUCUGACGAUUAUGCAGAACGAUGUCCAUGUGACACGUCCUGUUUUGACACCGAAAACAUUCAAGACAACGUAUUUCGUGGAUUCAUAAAUUACUGUUAUGGUUUGACAUAAAGUGUCAAAGAAAACGAGAUCUUGACGAGAAUCAUUUCUAAAAUAAAUUGUGCUUAAUAAAUGAAAUUUUAAAAUCGUGUGCCUUAAUUUC